Gadus macrocephalus (Pacific cod) is the source of this 1228-nucleotide messenger RNA. It is a transcript of the gene ntn2, whose product is annotated as netrin 2. Gene Ontology annotation, molecular function: protein binding. Lineage: Eukaryota; Metazoa; Chordata; Actinopteri; Gadiformes; Gadidae. The record is from RefSeq and is a predicted model, not a curated record. The coding region runs from base 252 to 680 and encodes 142 amino acids. The transcript has 2 exons.
GUCAGCUGGUCAUUGUAGGCGUGGUCGAUGUGGAGCAGGGCGUGGCCAAUCAAUGUCCACCCUGCCAGGACUGCUUCCUAGCGAUUUUUCUUUCCCGUCCCCAGACAGCAUGUUAAAGGGACCUGCGUUUAACCCUGGUCUGUUUCCAACGCCCCAGCCCCCUGUGGUAACAAUGACUCAGUGUUGUGGCCUUUGUUUCCACAGACUGCGAGUCCUACUGUAAACCUGUGAAGGGAAACCUGAAGAUCAACAUGAAGAAGUACUGCAAGAAGGACUAUGCGGUGCAGGUGAACGUGCUGGACAUGGAGACGCUUGGUGACUGGGCCAAGUUCUCCGUCAUGGUGGUGUCGGUGUACAAGAGCCGCGGGGAGCCGCUGAAGCGCGGCGACAACGUGCUGUGGAUCCACAUGAAGGACCUGGCCUGCAAGUGUCCCAAGAUCCAGAUGAGCAAGCGCUUCCUGGUGAUGGGAGGGGGGUCGGAGGGAGUGGGGGGCGGGGGGCCCGCGGCGGGGGGAGGAGCCGUCGGCGGGGCUGCCGGGGGUGGAGCGGCGGGGGCGGAGCAGCGGGUGGGCCUGGUGGCGGAUAAGAACAGCCUGGUCAUCCAGUGGAGGGACGUAUGGACGCGGCGGCUCAGGAAGUUCCAGCGCAAGGAGAAGAAGGGCAAGUGUGGCAAAGCAUGAUGACCGCCACCACGCCCUGCCCCACCUCCUCCUAUCCAGCCCUCCACCCCUCCUAUCUACCUUUAAACUGUGACCCCCACCCGCCCUUCCCAGUGACUCCUGGUCGGGAGGGGAGCUAACAACACCUUGCCCCCCCCCCCGGCCCCGGGCCCUGGGGACGCUGCACAUCAGAGACUAACCCUGCCCGUUCGGAAGGACUGCUUCUUGUGUAUAUUGGAUGGACUUGUUUAACUUUUUAUUUUUCCAAGAUGUGUGGUCAGAAUGUCUUCUUGGCUCUUCUGACUGGUUGGCCUUGAAAAGGGACCAUUAAAAAGGGUAUGAAGGGCAGAAAUUCCCUGUCUCCAAUGACGACCGCAAAGAUGUCCAGAUCUCCUCCCGAAACCCCUCCUCCCUGUCCCAAACCCCUCCCCCUAUCUCAAACCCCUCCCUCCCUAUCUCAAAUCCCUCCCCCUGUCUCAAACCCCUCCCCCUAUCUCAAACCCCUCCCCCUUUCUCAAACCCCUCCCCCUAUCUCAAACCCCUCCCCUUGUCUCAAACCCCUCCCCCUA